CAGCAGUGCUCUGUAUUUGGCAGCAGCAGUGUUCAGUAUUUGCUGGCAGUAGUGCUCAGUAUUUGGCAGCAGUAUUUGGCGGCAGAAGUGCUCUGUAUUUGGCAGCAGUAGUGCUCAGUAUUUGGCAACAGCAGUGCUCAGUAUUUGGCAGCAGUAUUUGGCGGCAGCAGUGCUCAGUAUUUAGCAGCAGUACUUGCCAGCAACAGCGCUCAGUAUUUAGCAGCAGCUCUGGUCACUAUUUGGCAGCAGUAUUUAGCGGCAGCAGUGCUCAGUAUUGGCAGCAGAAGUGCUCAGUAUUUGGCAGCAGCAGUGCUCAGUAUAUGGCAGCAGUACUUGCCAACAACAGCGCUCAGUAUUUAGCAGCAGCUCUGGUCACUAUUUGGCAGCAGUAUUUAGCGGCAGCAGUGCUCAGUAUUUGCCGGCAGUAGUGCUCUGUAUUUGGCAGCAGAAGUGCUCAGUAUUUGGCAACAGCAGUGCUCAGUAUUUGGCAGCAGUAUUUGGCGGCAGCAGUGCUCAGUAUAUGGCAGCAGUACUUGCCAGCAACAGCACUCAGUAUUUAGCAGCAGCUCUGGUCACUAUUUGGCAGCAGUAUUUAGCAGCAGCAGCGGUCAGUAUUUGGUAGCAGUAUUUGCCGGUAGCAGUGCUCAGUAUCUGGCAUGCACAGUAUUUGGCAAUAGUAUUUGGCAGCAGCAGAGCUCAGCAUUUGGCUGCAGAAGUUCUCGGUAUUUGGUAACCGUACUGCUCAGUAUUUGGCUGCAACCCUCAGUAUUUGGCGGCAGCAGUGUUCAGUAUUUAGCAUGCUCAGUAUCUGGCAGCAGUAUUUGCCGGCAGCAGUGCUCAGUAUUUGGCCUUGACCUCAGCUCACAGACAGUCACUCUGGCUCGUCACGCUUGUCGUUACUGGGAAAGUAGCAGACGUCCCUUGUAGCCAUGAUGGAUUUGUUUUAAAUAAAAACACACAAAUGACACAGAACUGAAACUAGUCCAAGUGGCUUUUUGUCUGCACAGUUUUGUGGUGGUCCAUCUGUACACAGUCACCUUUCAGCUUCGCCCUCCAGCAGGUGAGACCAGGACUCAGAGGGCUCCAAGACGAGACCGGGCCAGGUUUUUGUGGUGGAGUGCUGGGAUUCACCACAGAUGGAUGGAAACUUUCCAGAUUGGCUUCAGUGCAACAACUGUGAAAGCACACUGCCACAGCGCGGUUCAGUUGCUGGACCUCUGAUUGCGGGGGGAUGCUGGUGUGUGAACUCAGCAGCUUCCUGAUGAACACGGCUGGACACUGGACAGGAAGUGAACGCAGCCUCCAGGACCAGAGCAGGGCGGUUUGACGAUACAGUACGGAGGUGACUUACAGCAGCUCCACCCAGGAGUUGGGAGGAGCAGGAAGGAGCAGCAGAUCGCUUCAGCCCAGAUAAUCAAAUGAUGCAAGAGGCGGGUUAACCACUCAGCAGGAAGCAGCCUCUGAGUUGUACAGUCUGGGUGAUCGAGUCUGUAACUGAAAACUGGUUUUGUUGUGACUGGACAUCAGCUCUCGCUUCAGCAGCUCCACAGUGUGAACUGCCCAAGCUGUUUCUACACCUGAACAUCACCACCCACAUCUCUGAAUCGCGCUCGUCGUAGAGGUUGAAGUCUUACCCGUGACUGUCGAGGUGGAAAAACAGUAAGACAGCAGGAAGCCAUGAUGACACCAGAAGGCCUUGCGAACACUCUGGAGGAUUUAACAGCAGAGGAAUUUAAGAAAUUCAGAUGGUAUCUGAACCAGGAAGACGUGCUGGAAGGCCACCAACCCAUCAAAUGGUCCAAGCUGGAGAGGGCAGACGUGUUUCAAACCGUGACUCUGAUGGUGCACGCCUAUAAAAUGGAUGGAGCUCUGACGGUGACCAAGACGGUUUUAGAGAAGAUACCCAGAAACGACCUGGUGCAGAGACUAACGGACACCAGCUCAGGACCAGGAGUGGGUGUCAGUGAUGGUGGACAGACUCCAGACAACAGAGGACCUUCCUCCUCUCAGACUGAAGAUGCAAUCAUUCCAGUACCAGAGCCACGACACAUCUCAUAUUACCAGAAAAGACUUCAAUCAAACCUCCAGGACAAGUUUAUAUGUGCUCAAGAGGGAUUGACACAGAAGAAGGACGAGCAACCUCUGGAUGAUAUCUACACAGAGCUUUACAUCACAGCUGGGGGUGACCUACACAUCAACAAGCAGCAUGAGGUCAGACAGAUUGAGGCGGCGAGGAAGCCAGCAGAAACAGAUGAACCAAUUAAACCCAGAGACAUGUUCAAGCCCCCCUCUGGAAAAUAUAAACCCAUAAGAACAGUGCUAACCAGUGGAAUUGCAGGAAUUGGCAAAACAUUUCUUGUGCGCAGGUUUGUGUUGGACUGGGCUGAAGGAAGAGCCAAUCAAGAUGUGCACCUCAUGUUCCCCUUCACCUUCCGCCAGCUGAAUUUAUGGAAGGGAGAAGAGUUAUGUUUGGCAACGCUAAUUCAUAAAUGUAUCAGAGAGACCAAAGACAUCAAGGUAGAAGCUCUGAAUCACAUCUUCACAACUCUGCAGUCCUCAGGAAACACCAACUAUGACAAAAGUAAAUUCAAACUUCUGUUUGUCUUGGAUGGACUGGAUGAGAGCCAACUUCAUCUGGACUGCUCUGAGAGUAAAAACCAGGACACAGACUUUGAUGUCACAAAGUCCACCUCAGUGGAUGUGCUGCUGACAAACCUCAUCAACAGGAACCUGCUUCCAUCUGCGCGUCUCUGGAUAACCACACGACCUGCAGCAGCCAAUCAGAUCCAUUCUGAUUUUGCUGACACAGUGAUAGAGGUUAUCGGGUUCACUGACCCACAGAAGGAGGAGUACUUCAGGAAGAGAUCCAGAGAUGAGGAGCAGACCAGCAGAAUCAUCUCCCACAUCAAGACAUCACGAAGCCUCCACAUCAUGUGCCACAUCCCAGUCUUCUGCUGGAUCACUGCUACAGUUCUGGAGGAUGUGUUGAAGACCAGAGAGGGUGGAGAGCUGCCCAAGACCCUGACUGAGAUGUACAUCCACUUCCUGGUGGUUCAGUCCAAACGAAAGAACAUCAAGUAUGAUGGAGGAGCUGAGACAGAUCCACAGUGGAGUCCAGACAGCAGGAAGAUGAUUGAGUCUCUGGGAAAACUGGCUUUUGAGCAGCUGCAGAAAGGCAACCUGAUCUUCUAUGAAUCAGACCUGACAGACUGUGGCAUCGAUAUCACAGCAGCCUCAGUGUACUCAGGAGUGUUCACCCAGAUCUUUAAAGAGGAGAGAGGACUGCACCAGGACAAAGUGUUCUGCUUCAUCCAUCUUAGCAUUCAGGAGUUUCUGGCUGCUCUUCACGUCCAUCAGACAUUCAUCAACUCUGGUGUCAGUCUGAUGUCAAAAGGACCAUUAACCCGUUCUAAGGUAAGGUCUGGACAUAAACCAACUCAUCUGUACCAGAGUGCUGUGGAUGAGGCCUUACGGAGUCCAAAUGGACACCUGGACUUGUUCCUCCGCUUCCUCCUGGGUCUUUCACUUCAGGACAAUCAGACUUUCCUACGAGGUCUGAUGAAACACACAGAAAGUGUCUCACAGACCAGACAGAAAACAGUCAGGUACAUCAAGAAGAAGAUCAGUGAGAAUCUGUCUCCAGAGAGGAGCAUCAAUCUGUUCCACUGUCUGAAUGAACUGAAUGAUGGUUCUCUGGUGGAGGAGAUCCAACAGUCCCUGAGGUCAGGAAGUCUCUCCACAGAUAAACUGUCUCCUGCUCAGUGGUCAGCUCUGGGCUUCAUCUUACUGUCAUCAGAAGAAGAUCUGGACAUGUUUGACCUGAAGAAAUACUCUGCUUCAGAGGAGGUUCUUCUGAGGCUGCUGACAGUGGUCAAAGCCUCCAACAAAGCUCUGCUGAGUGGCUGUAACCUGUCAGAGAGAAGCUGUGAAGCUCUGUCCUCAGUUCUCAGCUCCCAGUCCUCUAGUCUGAGAGAGCUGGACCUGAGUAACAACCACCUGCAGGAUUCAGGAGUGAAGCUGCUGUCUGCUGGACUGAAGAGUCCAAACUGUCAGCUGGAGACUCUUGGGUUGUCAGGCUGUAUGAUCACACAGGAAGGCUGUGCUUCUCUGGCCUCAGCUCUGAGAUCCAACCCCUCCCAUCUGAGAGAGCUGGACCUGAGCUACAAUCAUCCAGGAGACUCAGGAGUGAGGCUGCUGUCUGCUGGACUGGAGGAUCCACACUGGAGACUGGACACUCUCAGGGUGGAACAUGGUGGACAGCAGUGGCUGAAACCUGGUCUGAGGAAGUAUGCCUGUGAACUCACAGUGGACACAAACACAGUAAACACAAACCUCAAACUGUCUGACAACAACAGAAAGGUGACAGCAGUGAUGGAGGAGCAGCCUCAUCCUGAUCAUCCAGAGAGGUUUGACUUCUGGCCUCAGCUGCUGUGUAGACCUGGACUGACUGGUCGCUGCUACUGGGAGGUCGAGUGGAGUGGAGUUGCUUAUAUAUCAGUGACUUACAGAGGAAUCAGAAGGAAAGGAAACACUGCUGACUGCUGGUUUGGACGAAAUAAUAAAUCCUGGAGUCUGAGGUGCUCUGAUGAUGAUGGUUAUACUGUCUAUCACAAUAGGAGAAAAACAUGCAUUUCCUCGUCCCUGUCCUCUGUCUCUCACAGAGUUGCAGUGUAUGUGGACUGUCCUGCUGGCACUCUGUCCUUCUACAGAGUCUCCUCUGACACACUGAUCCACCUCCACACCUUCAACACCACAUUCACUGAACCUCUUCAAGCUGGAUUUGGCUUUGGGCUCUGGCCUGACUUCUCCUCAGUGUCUCUGAGUUCAGUGUAGGAGGGAGAGUCUCCUCCUGUUAGAGGAACACACACACACACACACACACACAGUUUGAAAUAACUUGAAAUCCUUUUAAAGUGUUUUCAUUCAGGUUUUGUAACAAAGAUUUUAGUUUGAUGUUUUCUGUACUUUACAAUCUGAACUGAUUUCUCACAUAAAUAAGCGUGUUUAUCCAAUAAAAUCAGGUUCCAGACUCUCA
Scatophagus argus is the source of this 5035-nucleotide messenger RNA. RefSeq names its product NACHT, LRR and PYD domains-containing protein 12-like. Gene Ontology annotation, molecular function: protein binding. The transcript is spliced from 12 exons. Lineage: Eukaryota; Metazoa; Chordata; Actinopteri; Scatophagidae. The coding region runs from base 1678 to 4833 and encodes 1051 amino acids. The record is from RefSeq and is a predicted model, not a curated record.